GUCACUGCGUCAGACAGUGAAUGUUUGCGUCGGGACGGGGGCACGGAACUGCUGUGGGGUCGACGAAUAAUUGGAGAUGAAGGAGAAAAUGGAAAUUAAACGGCGGUUUUAGACUCGCAGCGGCAUUAUAGCAUUGUGUGGUUAUUAGUGGCCUCGCUUUGAAGUGACUGUUAUAUGAAGACUCGCGGAGGAAGUGCUUCAAUCGCGGUGAGGUAGCGAAUGUAGGGAGAGUUGGGGAGGGCUGUAGCUGCUGGGGUUUUUUGGAGAGGGAAAACAACAUGGCUGCUGUGGAGCUCGAAUGGAUCCCAGAAACAUUGUACAACACCGCUAUCUCGGCUGUGGUGGACAACUACAGUCGAUCAAGAAGGGACAUCCGCUCGCUCCCAGAAAAUAUACAGUUCGAUGUCUAUUAUAAGCUUUACCAGCAGGGCCGGCUAUGCCAGCUGGGAGGAGAGUUCUGUGAGCUGGAGGUGUUUGCAAAAGUGCUGCGGGCUUCAGACAAAAGACACCUGCUGCACCACUGCUUUCAGGCCCUAAUGGACCACGGUGUGAAAGUGGCCUCAGUGCUGGCAAACUCCUUCAGCCGCCGCUGCUCCUACAUUGCAGAGUCUGACGCCCACGUCAAAGAGAAGGCCAUCCAGUUCGGCUUUGUGCUGGGUGGCUUCUUGUCUGAUGCGGGCUGGUAUGGAGAUGCAGAGAAAGUGUUUCUGUCGUGCCUGCAGCUGUGCACGCUCCACAGUGAGGUACUCCACUGCUUCCGGGCUGUGGAAUGCUGUGUCAGGUUGCUUCAUGUCCGCAAUGGCAACUGUAAAUAUCACCUGGGGGAGGAGACCUUCAAGCUUGCUCAGUCUUACAUGGACAAACUAGCCAAACAUGGCCACCAGGCCAACAAGGCAGCGCUGUACGGCGAGCUUUGUGCCUUGCUCUUCGCCAAAAGCCACUAUGAUGAGGCAUACAGGUGGUGUAUAGAGGCUAUGAAGGAAAUUACUCCAGGGCUGCCUGUCAAAGUAGUGGUUGAUGUCCUUCGGCAAGCCUCCAAGGCCUGCGUGGUGAAGAGAGAGUUCAGAAAAGCAGAGCAGCUGAUCAAACAUGCAGUGUUUCUAGCAAGAGAACAUUUUGGACACAAGCAUCCCAAGUACUCCGACACGCUGCUAGAUUAUGGAUUUUACUUAUUAAAUGUAGACAACAUAUGCCAAUCAGUUGCUAUUUACCAGACAGCGCUGGACAUUCGACAGUCUGUAUUUGGGGGAAAGAACAUCCAUGUUGCCACAGCCCAUGAAGACCUGGCCUACUCCUCAUAUGUGCACCAGUACAGCUCUGGGAAAUUUGACAAUGCUCUAUUCCAUGCAGAACGUGCCAUAGACAUCAUAACUCACAUUCUGCCUGAGGAUCAUCUGCUGCUGGCCUCUUCCAAGAGAGUCAAAGCUCUGAUUCUGGAGGAAAUUGCCAUCGACUGCCACAAUAAGGAGACAGAAGAGCGCCUUCUACAGGAGGCUCAUGACCUUCACCUCUCGUCACUCCAGCUGGCCAAGAAGGCCUUCGGCGAGUUCAACGUCCAGACAGCCAAACACUAUGGCAACCUAGGGAGACUCUACCAGUCCAUGAGGAAGUUCAAGGAGGCAGAGGAGAUGCACAUCAAAGCCAUCCAGAUCAAGGAGCAGCUUCUGGGCCAUGAGGACUAUGAGGUGGCUCUGUCCGUUGGCCAUCUUGCCUCCCUCUACAACUAUGACAUGAACCAGUAUGAAGACGCAGAGAGGCUCUACCUGCGCUCCAUCGCUAUCGGUAAAAAGCUGUUUGGAGAGGGAUACAGCGGACUGGAGUACGACUAUCGAGGCCUGAUCAAACUCUACAACUCAGUGGGCAACUACGAGAAGGUGUUUGAGUACCACAACGUGUUGUCCAACUGGAACCGGCUGAGGGACAGGCAGUUUGCCGUGGCAGAUGCCCUGGAGGACGUCAACACUACGCCCCAGCAGACCCAGGAGGUGGUGCAAGCUUUCCUAUUGGCUCAGAGCUUGGGCCCCACCCGUCCCUGUCUUGGCUGAUUUUUAUGAGGGAAGAGAGAAAACAAAGACACGUGGGCUUUGGCCUGGUCAGGACGUGUAAUAAGCCCAAAUGUGAUGCUUCAGUUGCACACAAUUAAUUAGUAAUACACAAUAAAUUCAAGGGUCACCGGGAAGUCAGGUGGCUUUACAGUCACUGCAGCUGCCAGUACACACACAGACAUACACACAUGUAGUUGUGGAGUAAAAAAAAAAAAAAUAGAGAGAGAAGACACUGUUAUCAAACCUCACCCACAAAAAAACACCAAGAUGCAA
Molecule: messenger RNA, 2318 nt
Organism: Scatophagus argus
Lineage: Eukaryota; Metazoa; Chordata; Actinopteri; Scatophagidae
Gene: appbp2
Product: amyloid beta precursor protein (cytoplasmic tail) binding protein 2
Exons: 13
Coding region: 279-2045 (588 amino acids)
Biological process (GO): intracellular protein transport
Molecular function (GO): protein binding
Source: RefSeq, a predicted model, not a curated record